AUGAAUAUUCUUUGUGAAUUAGGCAAUUACGUGGAAGAUAUCCCAAUCGUGGUUUUCCAAAGAUUUUUAACGAUAAGCAUGUUGGCGCGGAAGCAAAAAAUUUAUACGAAGAAGCAUAAAAAGAUUAUUGAUGAAAAGUUGUUUGUUGCUAAGGGAAUUGUGGGACUUUACCCCGAAACUGGCGAUCCAUACUUUUGUCUUUCCGAUUUUAUUGCGCCUAAAGAUUCUGGCAUACCAGAUUAUCUAGGCUUAUUUGCUGUAGGAAUAUUUGGAGCUGAAGAAUUGGAAUUCAUAUCCGCACAAUCUGACCAUCGUGAAAAAAUCACAAUGUGGAAGUUGAUGAACGUUUUUGAAGAAACUGGAAUUGAGUUGACCGAUGGAUUAGCUAUGUUACCUGCCGCUAGCGUAUCAGUAUUCGCAAAUCCUGAAUCGCAGUAUUUGCAGUUGGAAAAAUUGAAAAAGAUUAGGUUAAUAAAUACUAUAAUUGUUGUUGGAAAUCUAGAUGAUGUUGAGAUUUGGAAAAAAAAAUAA
This is a messenger RNA of Racocetra fulgida, 531 nucleotides long. NCBI's taxonomy places the organism in Eukaryota, Fungi, Glomeromycota, Glomeromycetes, Diversisporales, Gigasporaceae. The record is from the annotation of a GenBank genome assembly.